UCCGAUAUUAGCGCCUUCUAUUCAGCGCUACCUGGAAGCCAAUUGCGCCGGUUGUUAAGGAGGUAUUGUUGGCUGGCGGAAGCGUUCGACGUACGCGUCACUCCUGUGGCUUUGUUGCCGCUGCCGCGACUCAUAACUGAGAUACACGAAACCCGGUCGCAGUUGAAUAUUUAUUCUAUGUCAACGCGUCGCGAUAAUCAGUCUCGUUUCGCCGCUGAAUAAUAUUGUUCUACCUUAUAUUUUUCCAACUUCCUUUUUCCUUAAUCGAAUUGAACAUGGCUUGCUUUAGAUUUGCUACCAUCCUGUUAAUCGUGGCUAAAGUUUCAGAAUGCCAGUUUGAUAUGGGCAGCUUCGGGAAUUUCGGUAACUUCGGCGGCUUUGGAAGCCCCCCAUCCAGCCAAUCCUCCCCGCAGGGCGGUAGCCCCAAUCGCAGCCCGACCGGCUUCAGCACCUUCGGCGGCUUCAACAGCCCCUCCUCCGGCUUCCCCUUCAACCAGAACAGCAAUACCCAACCGGCGCCCUCUCCCGCCUUAACCGGCAACACCGGCGUGUCCACCCGCGACAGCGGCCGCAACGCCCAAUCCGGCGGACAGUCCGCUAUUUCCGCCGGCGCGCAACAGGGCGCGCAGACCAACAGCCGCACCCGCCCGGACGGCAGCCAAGACGAGAACACCAACACCCAACCGAUGCGCUUCACCUUCGGUGGGAACGCCUUCUCCAAACCGGGAGCGGGCGGCGGCAGCGGGACGUUCCCGCAGUUCUCCGGGUCCUUCAAUUUUUUCGGGAACAACAACAGCCCGUUUAAUUCCGGGGGCUCCGGAGCACCCGCGCCAGCCCCGGCGGCGCCUACCUCGUUUAUUCGGGACCGGGAUCGUACGCCGGUGAAUCGGGUGCCCUCUCCUCCGACCCAGACCAACGGUAACACGAAUAACCAGGCACCCGCGGCGCAGGCUCCCAGUUUUUCGUUUAACCCCUUUGGUUCCUCCGGAAGCCCUUUUGGAGGCUCGUUCGGUGGCUUCAACCGGGCUCCGGCGCCAGCACCGUCCGCCGGCAACAAUAAUAACGGUAAUAACACGCCCAGUCCCGCUCCCAGUUCCGGCUUCGGUGGUUUCGGUAACAACAACGGAAAUUCUAUUUUCAACGGAGGCAGCUUGUUCGGUAACAACGGCUUCGGGAACUUUGGUAAAUAGACCGAAUUCUGAAUUACGCCAAGGAGCCGUGCCUGAGCCGCGCGUGCGAAUUGGAUCCUGUUCCUAGUUGCCUGACUGUGAUACUACAUUUUUUCUGCAUAUCCGCCCACAGCCACCACGUUGAGACCUUCCCCGUCCACUUCCGCCGGCAGUGUGUCCCUAUCCGCGACGACCGGAAGUAGCCCGCAAACGCUAACGCCGCGCGGCCGCUCCGACGACGCUGAAAAUACAGUCCACACCGACCCCGAUCCCCGGAGGGCGGGCGCCGACACCACGCCCCGGAGGCGCCGCCUACGGACAACGAAUUCCGCCCCUAACCGGCAAACUUAACGUAGUCGCUUCCCUUGUUGGUCAUAAUUCAAAGAGCCUCUGUACAAUUUGAUUAAAGUAUUAAAAAUUGUUCUGCUGUUUUGGAAGUGCCGCGUGUUGUGGCUGUAUUAAUCAGCCGUUAUAUGUUGCCUUUAAACAUUAAUACACAAAAUUAUUAAAUAUUCCAGUUGUCUAGACUCAUUCAACCCAUAGAUGCAGUGUGGUCGGCUAUGAUACGAUGCAUUGCAGAAUAAGCUUGCUAUAAUACGCAUGGAAGAAGCAGUUUCCACUUUCGUUU
Paramacrobiotus metropolitanus is the source of this 1797-nucleotide messenger RNA. RefSeq lists its product as uncharacterized. The coding region runs from base 276 to 1190 and encodes 304 amino acids. The record is from RefSeq and is a predicted model, not a curated record. Lineage: Eukaryota; Metazoa; Tardigrada; Eutardigrada; Parachela; Macrobiotidae. The transcript is spliced from 3 exons.